This is a messenger RNA of Danaus chrysippus (African queen), 258 nucleotides long. The record is from the annotation of a GenBank genome assembly. Lineage: Eukaryota; Metazoa; Arthropoda; Insecta; Lepidoptera; Nymphalidae.
AUGUUGGUAGCGGUGUCUUGCCGUCCUGAUAAGCCUGACUUAAAACAAUUGAAGGCGGAAGCGGCUAGGAAGAAGGCCUGUUUGCAAGAUUGCUCCUCGGUCAAGUACGAUCCCGUGUGCGCCGGAAAGCCUGGCGAAAAAUCCAAAUCAUUUGGCAAUGAAUGUGUUAUGAACAACCACAACUGUGAGAAUAAUGACACUCUCCAUAAAUUGAGCAAAGGCCAAUGUCCCGGAUCAGACUCAAUUCGUCUCUCUUAA